Messenger RNA from Daldinia decipiens, 1027 nucleotides. RefSeq lists its product as uncharacterized. The record is from RefSeq and is a predicted model, not a curated record. The transcript has a single exon. Lineage: Eukaryota; Fungi; Ascomycota; Sordariomycetes; Xylariales; Hypoxylaceae. Bases 45 to 815 code for a protein of 256 amino acids.
AGCACAGGCCGCAUUUAAGGGGCCUACUAGAUAAAUAUCAGAUAAUGAACCAAAUUUCUACUUUGCAGAGGGAGAUCUAUGGGGUACACGAGAUGAUAUCUGAGAGGACAUCUAGACAGCGCUCUGAAUCGCUGCCUUCUCUAAGGAGGCGGGUAAAGGCCUUAGAAGAGGAGCAUGGAUACGAUAGGAGACGCAGUAGUUGUACUUUCCUGAAGGACAAGGUUAAAAGGUUACCUGAGCUCAUCAUCGCGCGGUGCCACUACAGAAGUGCUAAGAACGAGGACUAUGACAGCGAUGAGGAAGACGAGAGGAAUGGUGUUCCUACCGUACACACCCAGCACCGUGGUGGCCAGUUCACCUCGGAUAUGAGGACAGUAGUCGCCGAAAGACACGAAGAACUAAUAGACCGCAAGUGCGAACUACAGGGGGAGCUAUACGCCGCAAAGCAGCGGUACCUCGACGCGCGCGACUGGUUCAUCAACACCUCCUCCAACUCGCAAUUGGAUGCGAAAAAGUGCUUCAGAUACCGGGAACUGGAAGAGAAAUACGUAGGCCUGACGCGUAAGUACUUCAAGCUCGAAGACGAUAUAAACGAGCUCCAGGCUAUGCUCCUCAGCUUCGGGGAAAGCGCAUCCGCGCCGGUGACGGUGCCAGUGACGGUACCGGCGCCGGUGCAGAAGAGCGGCCAAUGGGAUAUGAACAUGCGCCGUUCUCGCAUAUGGACGUUGGCGAAUGCUAGCUAUGAGUGGGGGUCGCCUGAUGAUCUUUCAACGAAGGGUUUGCGGGGCAAAAUUGGUGCAUCUAGGACGUUUUGAAAUGUUUAGGUAUAGUAAUUUAUUCUGUGUUUACGGUAUAGCUUUGUUCUAUCAUAGAACAUCAGGGAUCAUGUUGCGUAGAGCGAGAGGUAGGGCAGUAUAUAUAGGUAUAUUAGGGAUAUCGGUGGCUGAUUCAACCCAUGCUUAACCCCGAGAAUAGGGGAGGAUGUCCUGCUUAUAUAGCGGUUUAUAUAAGAAUUAUUAUACAUCAG